This is a messenger RNA of Torulaspora globosa, 2955 nucleotides long. RefSeq names its product 6-phosphofructokinase subunit alpha (gene PFK1). Gene Ontology annotation, biological process: fructose 6-phosphate metabolic process; canonical glycolysis; fructose 1,6-bisphosphate metabolic process. The transcript has a single exon. Gene Ontology annotation, molecular function: ATP binding; 6-phosphofructokinase activity; identical protein binding. Gene Ontology annotation, cellular component: cytoplasm; mitochondrion; 6-phosphofructokinase complex. NCBI's taxonomy places the organism in Eukaryota, Fungi, Ascomycota, Saccharomycetes, Saccharomycetales, Saccharomycetaceae. Bases 1 to 2955 code for a protein of 984 amino acids. The record is from RefSeq and is a predicted model, not a curated record.
AUGGUGGCCCUUCAAGAAGCGUGCUACGGUGUAGCAUUUGCGUCGGUGGUUACUGCUGAUGAGGAUAAGUUUAAAGAGAGCAUCCAGUUUUAUCACUCGCUGGGUUUCUCUACGGUGAAGGAUUUCAACAAGUUCAAGCAUGGAGAGAAUCUAAUUCUGUCGUCAGGCACUUCACAGGACUCUUUGAAGGAAGCUUGGUUGGAAGCGUUCAAAUUGAGCGAAAUCGAUGAGUGUGGGUUCCGCGUCCCACAGCAAGAGGCAAAGAACAAGCAGCAGAGCGGUGGGGCUCUGGUUAAGAUUCGUCUUGUUAUGCAUGAGCCCAGCAAGGAGAAGAACAGAGAUGACUGUGUGGUGACGUAUUUCACGACUGAGCUGGACCAAGUGUUGGAGAAGUUUCCGGAGGCCGAGAAGGUGUCUGACAGUGUGGUGUUCAUCAGAGACCCUCUUGGGAACCGGAUUGGAUUCAGUAGCUUGGCGUCUCCGCUGGAUGAGCGACCAACCAGCAGGGAGUUCUUUUUAAACGACGGUGUCGUGGACGCCCAGGCGGCUAAUGGGAGCCAGCCAGUGGACGCUCUAAGACAGACUUUGGCUGCCGGCGAGAGAAGGAAGAAAAUCGCCGUGAUGACCUCUGGUGGUGACUCGCCCGGCAUGAACGCUGCCGUCCGUGCUGUGGUUCGUACGGGUAUCCACUACGGUUGCGACGUUUUUGCCGUUUACGAGGGUUACGAAGGUUUGCUGAAGGGCGGCGAGUAUUUGAGACAGAUGAAAUGGGAAGACGUUAGAGGUUGGCUGAGCGAGGGCGGUACUUUGAUUGGUACUGCUCGUUCCAUGGAGUUUAGAGAACGCUGGGGUCGUAAGCAAGCUGCCGGUAACCUGAUCUCUCAAGGCAUCGAUGCGUUGAUUGUGUGCGGUGGUGACGGUUCGCUGACAGGUGCGGAUCUUUUCAGAUCGGAAUGGCCCUCCUUAGUCGAGGAGCUUGUCAAGGACGGCAAGUUCACCCAAGAGCAGGUCGAGCCAUACAAGAGUUUGACUAUUGUCGGUCUUGUGGGAUCCAUCGAUAACGAUAUGGCUGGUACUGAUUCGACUAUAGGCGCUUACUCUGCGUUGGAGAGAAUCGUCGAAAUGGUGGACUACAUCGAUGAAACCGCCAAGUCGCACUCUCGUGCCUUCGUUGUGGAGGUCAUGGGCAGACACUGUGGUUGGUUGGCUCUGAUGGCAGGUAUCGCAACCGGUGCGGACUACAUCUUCAUUCCUGAGAGAGCCGUUCCACAUGGCAAAUGGCAGGAAGAAUUGAAGGAAGUUUGUCAAAGACACAGAAACAAGGGUAGAAGAAACAACACAGUUAUUGUUGCUGAAGGUGCUCUUGAUGAUCAAUUGAACCCUGUGACGGCAGAUGACGUCAAAAACGCUUUGCUCGACCUCGGUUUGGACACUAAAGUUACUAUUCUAGGUCACGUUCAAAGAGGUGGUACUGCUGUUGCCCAUGACAGAUGGUUGGCUACCUUGCAAGGUGUUGACUCUGUGAAGGCAGUUUUGGAGAUGACCCCACAGACACCAUCCCCAUUGAUUGGUAUUCUGGAGAACAAGAUCAUCAGAAUGCCAUUGGUUGAAUCCGUCAAGAUGACUAAAUCUGUGGCUACCGCUAUUGGGAACAAAGACUUCGACAAGGCCAUUUCUCUAAGGGACACGGAAUUCAUCGAACUGUAUGAAAACUUCAUAUCCACCACUGUUAAGGACGAUGGUGCUGAGAUGCUGCCUGUGGAUGAAAGAUUGAACAUUGGUAUUGUUCACGUCGGUGCUCCUUCCGCUGCUUUGAAUGCCGCCACCCGUGCUGCCACUUUGUACUGUGUUUCUCGAGGUCACAAGCCAUUGGCUAUUCUAAACGGCUUCAGCGGUUUGAUCCAAACUGGUCAAAUCAAGGAAUUGUCAUGGAUCGAUGUCGAGAACUGGCACAACCUUGGUGGUUCUGAAAUUGGUACUAACAGAUCCGUUGCUGCUGAUGACAUGGGUACCGUUGCUUAUUAUUUCCAAAAGGCCAAAUUAGACGGUUUGAUCAUCAUCGGUGGUUUUGAAGGUUUCAACUCCUUGAAUCAGCUCCGUGACAGCAGAAAGGAAUAUCCGAUCUUCAACAUCCCAAUGGUUUUAAUUCCUUCUACUAUCUCUAAUAAUGUCCCCGGCACUGAAUAUUCGCUGGGUGUUGACACAUGUUUGAACUCAUUGGUCAAAUACACCGAUGAAAUCAAACAAAGUGCCUCCGCUACGAGGAGGAGAGUCUUCGUGUGUGAGGUGCAAGGUGGCCACUCCGGUUUCAUUGCCUCUUUCACCGGUUUGAUUACUGGUGCUGUCUCUGUGUACACACCUGAGGACAAGAUUACUUUAUCCACAAUCAGGGAGGACCUGGCAUUGCUGAAGGAGAACUUCCGUCACGACAAGGGUGAAAACCGUAACGGUAAGUUGGUAAUUAGAAAUGAACAAGCUUCCAGUGUUUACAGCACAGAACUGUUAGCCAACAUAAUUUCAGAAUCCAGUGACGGCAGAUUCGGCGUUAGAACCGCUGUCCCCGGUCAUGUUCAACAAGGUGGUUUCCCAAGCUCCAAAGACCGUGUGACCGCAUCGAGAUUUGCCGUCAAAUGUAUCAAAUUCAUUGAACAAUGGAACAAGAAGGACAUUGCUCUCGACCAAAACGCCGGCGACGAGAAAGUGCUAAGAUUCAAAUACGACUUGCAUGGAGCUAAGGUCUCGACCGUUGACAACGAGGACAACUCUGCUGCCGUCAUCUGUGUCAACGGAUCCAAGGUCUCCUUCAAGCCAAUCGCCCGCUUGUGGGAGUGCGAGACAAACGUCGCGCUGAGAAAGGGACACGAAGUUCACUGGACCGAGUUCAGCAGAAUCGGUGACAUUCUAUCCGGCAGACUCAAGUUGAGAGCCGAAGUGGAAGCUUCAAACAGCCGUUGA